Messenger RNA from Plasmopara halstedii, 363 nucleotides. RefSeq names its product Thioredoxin-like fold. The coding region runs from base 1 to 363 and encodes 120 amino acids. The transcript has 4 exons. NCBI's taxonomy places the organism in Eukaryota, Oomycota, Peronosporomycetes, Peronosporales, Peronosporaceae. The record is from RefSeq and is a predicted model, not a curated record.
AUGAGUCGAACCAAGACAUGCGUCGUGCUUACCUCCUCGAUGGUCUCGAUUCCCGAGCAAAAAUACGAAAUUGGGCACCUUAAGCAGCUACUGGAUGGCAACAAGAUCACAUACAUGGAAGUGGACUGCAGUCUUGAGGAGAAUCGUGAGACACGCAACCGCUAUUUUGAAGUCAGCGGUAUCCGCGCGAAUUAUCCGCAGGUUUUUUUGCAGGACGCAGAAGGCACGAAUAUAAAGUAUAUCGGAUCCUUCAAGGAGAUUCAGGAACUCAACGAGAUGAACGACGUGCCAUCCGAACUUUUGAAGGCCAAUAACAUUCCAACGCUCAGUAGCGUAUUCGCCGACGUGUUGCGACGAUCAUAA